Bolinopsis microptera is the source of this 3768-nucleotide messenger RNA. Its product is annotated as titin-like. Gene Ontology annotation, molecular function: zinc ion binding. NCBI's taxonomy places the organism in Eukaryota, Metazoa, Ctenophora, Tentaculata, Lobata, Bolinopsidae. The transcript is spliced from 15 exons. The coding region runs from base 29 to 2980 and encodes 983 amino acids. The record is from RefSeq and is a predicted model, not a curated record.
AUUUUAGUUAGAUGAUGAUGAUUUCAAGAUGUUGACAGCCGACAAGCCAGUUCAGGUAUUGCUGCACGAAGCUGACGCCGGACAACCAUGUUUGGUUUGUGGAGAUGAGUGUCCCGGACUGGAAAUACAUUUCUGGAGGAAGAUCUGUAUAAACUGUAAAUGUGCAGCGUCUGAUCACCAGGCUCCUCCGACACUGCAACCCAUAGAUCAGGUAAAACGAGGGAAGCAACUUGAGGACAAUAUCAGAGCGCAGUUCGAAUGCGGGAACUACAGCUGGAUCCCUGAGGGCCUGUCGCCGGUUCUGGUAGAAGAGUACAUGAAACAGCUGCCCCCAGAACAGCGUCCCUUAGUAGGCAGUGUGGGAGAACAAUACAGACGUAAACUACUGAUGACACAGCUCCCAGUUCACGACCACACUCCCAAUGAAGGGUUGUGCGGUGCACAAGCAGAAGAGUUAACUGAGUUUAGCAGACUGAGAUAUGAGAUGAGUCACGGGGUCGGUACUGUCAGGACCAUCACCAAUCAAGAAGCCGACAUGUUUGACUGCAGAACCUGUCAGUCCCCAUUAUGCGCAGACCAACUGGGCGUCUUCACAGAAAGAGCAGGCUCUGCUUGUAUUUGGUGUGUGGGGUGUUUCAAGUGUGACGUUUGUCAGGAACCUCUGGUAGAUCUCCACUAUUUCUACAAGGAUGGUGAACUGUUUUGUGGUCGACACCACGCCGAGCUGUUAAAACCACGCUGUAAUGCUUGUGAUGAGCUAAUCCUGGCAAAAGAGUACACGUUAGCAGAGGACAGAAACUGGCACAUAGAUCACUUCUGUUGUUGGGAGUGCGACUCUCCGCUUGGGGGACAGCGCUAUGUUACCAGAGACGAUCAUCCCUUCUGUAUUCUAUGUUACGAGGAGCUGUUUGCUCCACCGUGCAAAAAAUGUGCCCUACCCAUUGGACUAGACAGUGCUCACAUGGUACACAGAGAAUACCACUGGCACGCAACUGAGUCCUGUUUCUUCUGCGAGAAUUGCCAGGUCUCCUUGAUAGCCUCCCCCUUCCUCUUCAAGUUUGAGGAGAUAUUCUGCUCUUCCACCUGCGCUCAGCAGUACUCAGUAUCCCAGCUGAGCGACGAGCCACCCGAAAAACACCCUCAGAUAGAGAUUGUAGAGGACAACCCUGUGGACAGAAGCAGAGUUCAGAGCAUACUGAGAAAAGAGUCGACUCCUUCACCUCCCAAAGAGAACGGAUUGCAGCACAAGAAAGUAAUGUUUGACGUGUCACGGGAUCAGGAGCUGGAGCACGAACUGGAGUACGAACUUGAACAAGAUUUGGAGUAUAUCACUUCAGAGAUCACGCGGACUCAAUCAGAGGAAGAGUUUGAGUACUUGGAGAAAUCUCUCAUUGAACACCAUGUUGUAGAAGAACAGUGUGGAGACUGCAACGAGUCCCUUCUUGAAGAAAACCCUGCUGAAAAGGAGUCUCCAAUUUCAGUCUCCUCAUUCUCUGAAUCACCAAUGAGUGAACCUGAACAUUCGGAAUUAUUUACAGUUGACAUAGAUAUUAUGGAAGCGGAUGUCGUAAAACCAGAGGUUACCGAAGUAGUAAUAGACAUAACGGAAGAAAAUGUGGCUAAACCAGAGGUUACCGAACUAGAAAUCAGUUUGCCAGAUACGGAAGAUGGACAUGCUGAGGAAGAUGUAGAUUUUAUGGUAACCGAUCAAACUGGACAGAUCGAUAGUCAGGAAGAUGUUGAUGAAUCAGAUAUCUCUGACAAUGAGCCUAGUAUUGAUAAAGUUGAGAAUAAAGGCAAUGAAUCAAAGCUAGAUAUUUUGGAAAAUGAUACAUCCUAUGAGGAGAUCAUGUUACAAGUAGAGAAUAUGAUAAGCCCAGAAGAAGUUUCGAUAGAAGAACAUACUGAGCCUGCAAAACAAGAGGAAAAUGAAGACGAGCAAGAGCAAGAGCGAGAGCAAGAGGAGGAACAGCCUCUCACGCCCCAGAAAUUGCCUCUUACACCAGAGAUUGUUGUAACUGACCCGCAGUUCUCAAGUAACGGGGUAGAAGAAACAACAGAGGAGCAAAAUCAGUCUGAGGAGCAUGUUAGCGUGUCUUCAGAGGCUGAAACAGACAUUUCAAUGGAAGUAAAUGUGGAUGUGUCACUGUCAGCGGAGGUGGAAUCUGUGGAAUUGGAGGAGAGGCCAGAGGUUGGAGAGGAGAGUGUUGAGACUCCUGAGGAGAAGGAGAACCAUCCACUUAGGAACAGGACUCAUAGUGACAAUGACCUAGACCUGAAACCGCCCAGAAAACCUGCUCGGAACAAACUGUCCUCUGCCUCCUUCAACAGAGUGCUAAGGAAGAUAGACCACACCAGUAACAAUACCAUGUUCCUGGAUAGACCUGGUAAACGUCUCAAGAACAGACCGAGAAGUAUGAGCAGUCUUAAUUCCCACAACAAGCCACAGAACACUCUGGAGCAAAAAGAGAAUCUAGUGAGUAUGUACGCACUAGCGCCCGACAUUGCUGACAUGGUUGCGAGCGUAUAUCAGAACCAGAACUCUAUUAGCACCACCACACAAGUCGUCCCGGAGCGGGACGAGAACAGAACCUUGGGAGCGUCUCCAGUAUCUUGUGCCACGGGGACACCCAGGACAGGAAUCAGGAGGAACCCUAGUUACGAGGCUGCGGAGUUCGUGAUGCACGAUGUAGAGAGCGAGGGAGAAGACGAUGAAGAAGGGAACGUAGAGCCUAAACAAACCAGCUUACUUCCUGACGAGUCUAAUCCGGAGGCGACAGAAAGUGAACCACUACCCACCAAAUCCCCUAAGAAGGGGAUCAAACAGCGGCUUAGCUUCAAGAAGAAGAGAGACAAGGGGAACACUCCCCAGAAGGCGAACACUCCUCAGAAGGCGAACACUCCUCAGAAAGCUAAUCUUAAAAGCCUGCCUCCAGAGACAGAGAAAAAGCGGACGAAGAAACAAUGUGUUGUGAUGUAGUCAUACGAGAUCAUGCUGAGUAACUCAGCUUGUAAAUAUCAUGGUCACUUUUCGGUUUGUUGAUGGGUGGAUUUUGGGUUUUAAAUCUGAAGGAUUUAAAGGAUUUGAGCCUUAAUAUACUGAAUACUUCAUUCAGUCAUUUUUCUCCAUUACAAGUACACAGGAAACAUCCGCUUUGCUCCACAAUUGCAUUGCAAGGAAUUUGUGGUCCGAAAAAGUGUAACAGCCAAACAACGGAUCGAUCACGAUGAAAUUCGCUUCCUUAAUUUUUGACGAUUUAAUAAUAUUUUGCUGUUUAUAAUAUUAUGGAAUAAUGUUAUAAUUUUCCGUUAUGAUUGUCAGAAAAUUACACUUGAUUUUUCACGAUUAUUUAAAUUAUUGUAUCAGAAAGCUUUCAAUAAAUUAAUAUAAAUUAAUAUUUUUUGUGGCGAACGCAAUUGGUGUGAUGUUUAAUUUGUAGCUAGAACAGAGAUGUUGUUCUUAAAUUACUUGAUAUUAACGACCCUACUGAUUAUGUACGUACCAUUAUAUCAAUUUUGGCUAGUUUCCGAGCAAUUACGUAACUCAUCGCACGACAUUUUAAUUGGUUAUCUUUUGAAAACGUACCUUUUACGCACGUUUAAAACAUAAAAGUUUGAUUUUACCAACUCUUAUGUAGACUCUAAUUUUGCCGAAUGAUAGAUUUUUUGAUGUUCUGGACCGGUAAAAAUAAGAUUGUUCUACCGUAUUGUCAGCUAGCUCACCAUUUUGUAUAAUAAAGUUUUUAAAUCAAAACUCAUUCACAAAAU